This is a messenger RNA of Monomorium pharaonis (pharaoh ant), 584 nucleotides long. Its product is annotated as mitochondrial intermembrane space import and assembly protein 40-A. The transcript has a single exon. Gene Ontology annotation, molecular function: protein-disulfide reductase activity. NCBI's taxonomy places the organism in Eukaryota, Metazoa, Arthropoda, Insecta, Hymenoptera, Formicidae. Gene Ontology annotation, cellular component: mitochondrial intermembrane space. The record is from RefSeq and is a predicted model, not a curated record. Bases 35 to 478 code for a protein of 147 amino acids. Gene Ontology annotation, biological process: protein import into mitochondrial intermembrane space.
GCACGGAGAGAUCUCUCUCGCAUGAGCCUUCGCCAUGCCACUGAUACGCAAGGAGGGCAAGGAUACCAUCAUCUUCGCGUCGAAGGAGGAUCACGCGGUACCCAGUAAGAUCAGCCUGCCCGAACCGGAGCCCAGUCCCGGACUGCUGCUGCCCAACGGCGAGAUUAAUUGGAAUUGUCCAUGCCUGGGUGGCAUGGCGACCGGGCCGUGUGGUUUAGAAUUUCGCGAGGCCUUCUCCUGCUUCCACUACUCGAGCGCGGAUCCGAAGGGCUCGGACUGUCGCACGGCGUUCGAGACUAUGCAGAAUUGCAUGUCACAAUACCCGGCGUUGUACGAGAGCAAGGGUAUGCCGACGGACGACCUGGACGAGGACGAGGAGACGAUCAAGGAGGUGGAGGCAGAGAAAGUGCAGCCGUCGACGGGGACAAGCGGGGGCGAGAGAAAGGCGAUGGUAGCUAGUCAAGGCGCGACGGAUUAGCGAUAGUCGCCUCUCUCUCGUCUCUCUAUCUUAAUUAUUUAGUAAAUUAAUUUUACCUGUUGCACUGUAUAGUUGAAAAUAAAGGUUUGUUUCCAGAAGGAACAAA